Messenger RNA from Amoebophrya sp. A120, 13779 nucleotides. The record is from the annotation of a GenBank genome assembly. NCBI's taxonomy places the organism in Eukaryota, Dinophyceae, Syndiniales, Amoebophryaceae.
GCACAUUUUAGCAGAUUCACCUUCAGUUCAGGUAUAGUUGUGAGUUUAGCUGGCGCAGCGGGUUUAAGUCAGUCUGCUUGGGACGACGCGGAGCGACGACUCAGGACUUUUUACAGCUCAUAGGGAUUUUUUUAAAAACCGCAAUCAUUAUUUGAACCGACCUAAUAAUUCUAACCUGCUUUAUUGAACCUUUUUGGAUUUUUUGAUACAGUUCAAAACAUGUAGCUUUGCGUGCCCCGGCGGUUUCACACACAGCCGGGCGUCGUCCUCUGGGCAGGACGCACACAGCCGGGGCAAAUGUCGGCCGCCGCCGUGCAGUCGACGCUACGGCUGGAGACGUGGCAGAACCCGUGGGCGACGCUGAAUGUAUGCUGUGCAAAAGCAUUCGUACUACGUACAAACCUGUGCCAGUCAUGCAUUACAAAUCUCUACUCCCCUGAAGUAGACAAAUCCGCAUUACAAAUUCCAUUUCAUCAUCUUGUUUUGAGAAAAUUUGAUGUCAUGCGAUUUUUACUACUAGCGCGGCACUUUUGCACAGGAUAGAAGGAGUUUGACACGAAAUCGUUCACCGACGCUCUGGAUGAGGUCACCAACCCGGACACCGGGCUGCGGUUAUCAAAUGUAAAAAUGUCAGGGUCUGGAAGAGUGCAUGUUUGUCAUCCUUGUCUGGCAUGACUCUCAAAUCUGUCAUGCACGUUACCCAAGAGCGCCAUUUUUCUGUCAUGCAGAAACGCAGUUUGUCAUGCAGAAUAGGCAACACCUAGAAGCUCAGAAACUUGUCAUGCUGCGCCAGCACUUGUGGCCUCCUCACGAUACGCUACCCAGCGUCACAAGUUUCCAGACCCAGACACUUUUGCAUUGAUACCGGUAUGUGCCACCCAACCCCGGCCCGGACAUGCUGCGCCAGCUGUAUCCUAUGUGAAAACGUCCCCACCCCAUAGUUGUCAUGCAGAUUCGCAGCCACAGAAAUGCACAUCUCUACGAGAGGCAUCGCAUUUGUAGUCCUGUUCUGUCUGACAUAAUUUGUAACGCUGUAAACAGGAUGAGCAGGCGUCUUUGUGAUGCGGCUGUCCUUGUUAAACAGCAAUACACUACAGACGGAGCAAGCUUGUCAUGCAUAACUCCCAAAGCGAAGGGAUUUGUGUUGCAGACUUACCAACUUGGCUAUUGGGUGGGGACGUUUUUCCUCAGGAUAAGCUGGAAAAGGAACUUUCCGAGAUUAUGCAGGCGCUCGUAUGAACUGCAAAAGUAUCGUACUAGUAUAAACUGCAUUACAAAUUGGCUCAGCAUUACAAAUGUAAUUUGUAAUGCGGAUUUACCUUGAUUACUAGAUUUGUAAUGCAUGACUGCGAUCACUACGAGUGCGAUACUUUUGCAGUGCAUAGCUCGGCGGGUGGCACGAAAUCGACGGCAGCUCGCACUUAUUCAAUGCAAAUAUCGAUCUGCGUCUGGAAUUAUGAAGUUGUGAUGCUGUAACAGCAUCACAAGUUUAUAAUUGUAGUUGAACGUCGGUGGAUGUUCAUGUUGAGGAGAACACAACGACAUCUUUCGAAGGCAGUGAAGCACGACAAGUUCUUUGCAGAGCACUUCAAUACUUAUUUCCAUACGCAUUGCGCAUGAGAAACUGCAUUUUUGUAUGGCAUGAUGUGGCGUGACUUGUCGGUCAUGCAAUAAGUACUGAUUUCACCGGAGUGCAAGGAAGACCAGCAUUACGAGUUCCAACUUCCCAGACCCAGAUCGAUAUUGGCACUCGAUAGCAGUACAUCUACACCUUCGAACCCUGCGCGAAGGCGCUGGACAAAUACCCUAAGCAAAAACGUCCCCGCCCCAGAGUUGUCAUAGUUGUCAUGCAAAUCCCGCAAGUGUAAAAUGUUUUGUCAUGCGCAGCCCCCUGAGAGCCAUUUUCUAUUGCUAUCUGGGAGUAUGUCGCGCUAGAAUCAGGAUACAGUAGUCGAGUUGUCAUGCAGUUGCACUAGCUAAACUAACAGGACCACUACAUUACGAGCCCACAGAACCUGUCAUGCUCGACAGCCAGAACUUGUGGAUUUGUGUAGCACUACAUUCCCCAACAUCUUGACUAUGGGAGCGUUUUUACUUAGGACAACAAGCUGCGCGACAUUAUCCUGCGCUACCCGCUGCAGAAGCGAAGGCAGAUCAUGGGAUUGAUAUGUAGCUUUAUUGCGAUAGACUCAUGAUUCCUUUUUGGUUUUCCGCAUCAUGAUCCUGAAAUUUCUUCACUACAACAAGUAUCUUUAUCAUGAUCAUGGAGGUGCACUACAAUAUUAAAAUGGAUGUACUUAAUCUCUUGUUGCGCCGGCGUCCUUGCACCUCUUUCCUUAUUUCCAUGAAACCAUAUCUACUAGGGUUACUUAUACGAAAUGGAAUAACAUCCUGAAAAAUAAAUUCUAAAGGCGACCUAAAAUUGGUUCCGGACCACCUGUAUCAACUGCAAAUAUGUCUGGGUCUGGAAGUUUGUAAUGCUGCGUUGGGAAUAGUGAAUGGUCUGUAAUGCACAGCCAAGCAUGAGAAAUAUCUGCGCUUCUUUGUGUUGCGUGUUUCGCAUGACAAACUGCGCUUUUGCAUGACAGGCAAAAGGGUCUCUUCUUGGACACGCGUCACAAACUUUUUGGUCAUGUCAGACAAGCAUGACAAAUCUCGCAAUCUUCCAGACCCAGACAUUUUUGCAUUUGAUAACCUGGCGCCGAUUUUGGAAACCAAAUACAACCACGACGUGGCCAUUGUAUCAAAAGGAAAAAUCCCCCCUCCCCAUAUCGAGAUGGAAAUCUGUGAUGCGGGAUUUGUGUACACAAAUCGGAUUUGUCUUGCAGUAGAGGACUGCAAACAGAUACAAGGCCGGAGUAGGGGCGUUUUUGCGGAGGCACUUAGCAAGGCAGGAGAUCCUCCGUAGGCCAUACAGCAUUACAAAUUGCCGGCAGAACGCGGCCAGGCAUUUGGACUUGCCUUCUGGCAAUACAGAGACGAUUGGUGGCCUCAAAUCAGCAUCACAAAUUUUCUGAAGUACUCGCUUUGGUAUGGGGAGGGGGGAUUUUUCUUCACAAUACAUUGCCAAGAGGAUUCUGCGCAUCAUGGUGCUGUUGACCGACCCGAUUGUGAAGCGCGGAUUCGAAAAUGUGGCGCGGACCCUCGAGUACCAACACGAGUGGAACACCGGCGACGAGUACGUGCGGAAUCACCUCGCAAAUUUGCAGUCCAUCAAGGAAGACCUCUGCAAAACCGAACGGAUGAGCGCGGUGUGCGACAUGCUGAUCAAUCACGUGUAUCCUGUGCAAAAGUAUCGUACUCGUAGUAAUUGGAUUUAUGCAUUACAAAUCUCGUUCUCAAGGUAAAACAGCAUGACAAAUUCCAUUUGUCAUGCUGAGCUAAUUUGUAUUGCAAUUACUACUAGUACGAUACUUUUGCAGUUCAUAACGUGGGCGACGGGGUGGAGUUCGGGCACGACCCUAUUGUUAGGAAAAAUCUCCCCUCGUCCCCAUAUCAAAGUGGAAAUCUGUGAUGCGGGACUUGUGUACUUACACCAAGCAGCUGUGUCUUGCGGUACAGGACUGCAGGCAGAGGAAAAGCCUGGUCGCGGAGGACGUUCGAUGGUAGUAGACGCUGAGCAUGACAGACGUCUGCGCCCUGUUGGCGGGGCAGCAGCAUCACAAAUUGCCUGCGUAAUCAUGCGGCGGGAGCUGUGGCAUUGCUCUCUUGCAAGACAGACGCGAUGUGUGGUGGCCACAGGUCAGUAUCGCAAAUUUUCAAUCUUCGGAUCCCUUCGCGAUAGGAGGAGCAGGGGGAGACUUUUCCUUGCAAUAGACCUGCUGCGGGAUUUCGAUGCGGAGGAGCAGGAAAUGCGGGACGAAAUCGAGCAGACGGCGGAAAACGAAAACGACAAGAAGAAGAAGCUGCACUACAUGCAACUUGAGGGAAAAAACCGCGACUUCCCCAUCGUCACGGACUGUUUGUUGCUGUUCCGCAACUUGUAUGAAGUGCAAAACUAUAAUCGUGCUCGUAUUGAUUGCAGUCAUGCAUGCAUUAUGAAGGUAAAUCUGCAGUACAAAUUACUAUAUUUAUAUAUGGAAGAAAACGGGGCUGGAGAGGGUACGGUAGAGGUUUGGUAGAGGUUGUAUAGAGGUAAAAUAGACGGUCGGAGAGGUAGAAUAGAGGGUCGGCCAAAAUGAGAGGGUCGGGGAGAGGUAAAACGAGAGGUAACGGAGAGGGCCGGGAGAGGGUGAGCCGUAUAGAGCCCCUUAAAGCGCGGCUAUACGCGCGCAGAGGUAGGGUAGAGGUUGGGGAGAGGUCAGGUAGAGGGUAGGAGAAGAGGGCGUAGAGGGUCGGAGAGGGUGCGUAGUAUAGGGCGACCCUCUAGGCGACCCUCUACCGCGACCCUCUCCGGGAACCUCUAUUUUACCUCUCGGCGGACCCUCUCGGGACGUCUCCGACCCUCUCCCGGACCCUCUCCGGGACCCUCUCCGACCCUCUCCUGGACCCUCUCUGAACCUCUCCCGGACCCUCUCCGGGACCCUCUCCCGGACCCUCUCGCAGACCACCUCCAGGAGCACAGCCUGCCCACUUGUCUGCGCGUGGCGCCCCCUAAAGAAGCUCGCUAGGGCGCAGCGACCGGCUGGCACUGUUUUCGUUUUCGGAUCAGAGCGGCCGUUCAAAGUGCGUGCGCCGCUCUGCGUCCCCCGGAGGGGGCGCGGCGCCCCGCCUUAACCUGGUCGGCCACCUAGGGUGGCCGCAACUUCUUUCCCACAACGCCCGCGCACGCUGGCAGCAGGUUCGUCACCCUUGUGGCGUCUUGAACGUUGGCGCCCGGAAAUAGUUUCCUGCGCGCAUUUUCCCAUGGCGCGCAGCUACUAAGGCCGGGCAUGGUGCCCGCCCAUGCCGAAACAUGGGCCGGGCUCUUUUUUUUUGGCUGUGUAGCGGCGCGCAGCGAUUCGAUGUUGGCGCCACCUUCCCCACCGGAACACCUCCACCGAACAGCCCCCUCCCCGGCGGCCUUCGCCGGGGGGUGGCUGGUUUCAUUUCUCAUGCUGAGGAAAUUUGUAGUGCAUAAUUCAUACGAGUGCGAUGCUUUUGCAUUGCAUAACUUGGUGGCCAUCCCCGAUCCGAAGCCCGGGGAUCCCGGCUACACGGACAACCGGCGGUAUUUGCAGCUGAAAUUCGUGAAGAUGUACGCGAAACUGGAGUUGAUGCCCCUACUGAACACGUGGGCCGGGGAGGAGUUUCCGAUGGAAAACAACACGCGGAAGCACAGCGACUUGACGUUUCGCGAUAGGUUUGCGCGCUGGGUCAUCUUCGACCUGAUUUACUACAUGAUCACAAAACUCUCCCCGGCGGAGAUCAUCGAAGUCGAGGGGGGGACGAAGCGAGAUUUGCUUGCGGACUACCUGAAAAAGGACAAAGCCAUGCGCGCACAGCACAAAAAAAGUACCCAAAUUUUUCAUGUUUCUAAUGCGCACCAAGAUAAUCGACGGGCCGUAUCACUUCUACACUUGUGUACAACUACUUCUAUGUGCAAGAACUUAGUACCAGGCCUCUUGUCGUAUAGUACUAUGAAUUAUGGAGGGCCAUCUGCAGUAGGCAACUCGCCGUUACGGAGAAUACACCACGAUGAUGUACGACAGGUUCUAUCAAGCCAAGACACGGCGGGUUUGGCGUGUCCACCUCCAUGCGUGAGCACCUCAAGGAUCGCACCCUGCAGCUGGAAAAGGAAGCUUCGACCAAGGCGCGGGUCCCACUGAAAAAGCAGUUUGGCGGUAUGAAGCAAAACACGAAGAUAUCAACAUGAAAAAUGCCCCCACCCCCAAAAGUUGCAAUAAUUUGUGAUGCGAAGUUUCCCAAUGAAAACUUUUUGUCAUGCAUCAAAGGAAUAUGAAUCUAUCUUUGUGAUGCAGAGUCUAGGCGUAUAUAGCAUUGCUUGCAUGGCAAGCGCCGCCCUUGCUGGGAUCUGUUGCAAUACAAAUCUUCGCUAUUCACGAUUGGAAAUCUGUGAUGCUGCUAGAUGCAAGCGGGCGCGUGUUUCUGUUGGAAAGGUUUGCAAUACGAAUGCUCCCAAGUUCGGGGGUGACGGCGUUUUUCAUUGUGAUAGAAGAAGGACAUUGUCACGACGGACGUGUUGUUCCAGGACCUCGCGUAUCAAAUGUAAAAAUGUCUGGGUCUGGAAGAAUUCAUGUUUGUCAUGCUUGUCCGGCAUGAUUCUUAAAUCUGUCAUGCACGUUACCCAAGAGCUCCGCUUUUCUGUGAUGCAGAAGCGCAGUUUGUCAUGCAGAAUAGGCAACACCUAGGAGCUCAGAAACUUGUCAUGCUGAGCCAGCAUUUGUAGCCUCAUCAUGAGACGCCACCCAGCAUCACAGGCUUCCAGACCCAGACAUAUUUGCAUUUGAUAUCGCGCCCGCGGUCGGCGAGCUCGCAGAGCACAACCGGUCGUAUUGUGAGGAAAGAUCCCCUCUCCCCAUAUUGAAAGCGCCUUUUUCUGAAAAUCUGUGAUGCAGAUUUGUGGCCACAAAUCCUGGCUGUCUUGCAUGCAGGCAAACCCAGAGAAUCUGCCGCAUUAUGAGGGCGGUUUGUGAUGCUAUUGGGCCUACACCAUCGACGUUGUUCAUGCUAGGAGGCUACGCCAAAGCCUCUCGGCUCAGGCUUGGCGCAUGCCUGCAGUCCUCUACUGCAAGACAAAUCUGAUGCGUGUACGGAGAUCCAGCAGCAGAGACUUCUGUUUGAUAUGUGGAGGGGGACUUUUCCUUUUGAUAGGUCGGCGCUGAAGUUUUCUGGGAACACGCUCGCCGAGUCCCUCGACCCCUAUCAAAUUCAAAUAUGUCUGGAUGUCUGGAAACUUGUGAUGCUGGCUUGGGAAUAGUGGACACACUGCAAUACGCAGCCAAGCAUGACAAGUUCUUCAGCUGCUGCGUGUUGCGAGUUCUGCAUGGCAAACUGUGCUCUUGCAUGACAGGCAAGGGACUCUCAUCCUGCUCAUGCAUCACAGACUUAGGAGUCAUGAGAGACAAGCAUGACAAACUCUCAUUCUUCCAGAUCCAGACAUGUUUGCAACGCAUAACCCAACGACGCUGGCGACGACGCGCGAGUGGCUGAAUGAGCUAUGCAUCGCAAAUAUGUCUGGAUCUGGAAACUUCUGAUGCAAGGGAGAGAAUAGGGAGCACAGUGUAAUGCGCUCCCCAGCAUGACAAGUUUUUCCGUGGCUCAGAGUUGCGUACUCCGCAUGAGAAGCCGCCUUUUUGCAUGACAGACAGGAUGAACUGUUCGCGGGCACGCAAUACAGAGUUCAGAGUCAUGCCAGACUAGCAUGACAAAUCUCGCAAUCUCCCAGACAUCCAGGGAUAUUUGCGGUUCAUAUGAGCUCAUGGAUUGCCACGACAGCUUCACCGAGCAAGGGCAGAAAGCGGAAGAAGAGGACCACUUUCCGGUGUCGAAGCUGAUGCAGUUCAUGAUUCAGGAGAUUCAGACCGAGAACGCGAAGAUACAGGAGAUGAUGAAAAUCAAUCCGGAAAUGGAACGGCUGGACGAGAACGACAACACGCCCGGAAAAAAUCCGUUUCUCAAUUACCACACCAAGUCCCGCGUGAUGAACUUUGUGGCGUUUUUUCUCGAGUACUACCGCCUGUUCACAAAGGCGGAGCGGAAAAAGAAUAAGCAGUACGACGUAGCACCGCAGGUCAUCCAGGGGCUCGUGGACAUUGACACGCAGCGCUAUUUAUGAACCGCAAAUAUCCCUGGAUGUCUGGACGAAACUUGUGAUGCUGAGUGGCGUAUCAGGAGGAGGCCACAAGUGCUGGCUGAGCAUGACGAGUUUCAGAGCUUCUAGGUGUUGCCUAUGCUACAUGACAAAUUGCGUUUCUGCGUGACAGAACAAUGGGGCAGCUCUUGGGUAACGUGCGUGACAGAUUUAAGAGUCAUGCCACAUAAGCAUGACAAAUAUCGUAUUCUUCCAGACAUCCAGACAUAUUUGCAAUGCAUACUGAUUGGUCGACCAGCUGCAGAAGGAGGGGAAGGAGGUAACCAAUUGUUUGUGUAUAUUACAAGAAAAAGAUAUAAAACGCAGUACGUGCGUGUCUUUCUAGUCGUUUUCGUACCCAUAGCCAUAGUUUCAACCUCCCACCACCGGUUAUAUUCAAUUAAUUUCAACAUGAUACAAAACCAGAACAUGAUUAACCCCGAUCGGCUCAUUCUGGUCCUCCGCGCAUGUCUAUCGAACAGGACAAAAACCCCGGCGGGGCAUAGAAUUAUUUGCAAUGCAGAUUAAUAGAGCAAAAAAAAAACUAAAACCUCCCAUGGACGUCGAGCUCGAGGCAUAUUAGCAUAUUUCGUAGAAGUUUCAGGCAUGCAAGUGCGAUUUUUUUUGUGUAGUUUUUUUGCAUUGCAAAUAGCUUUUACGUUUUUUCUACGUGUAUCCCACGAAAAAACUGUUUCACUGUGAUGGCUUUGCAAGAUCUGCAUCACAAGUUUGUUACACAUGACACAGAAAAUUUGCCAUGCGCGCUUCCAAAGGGAAAAAACGCCUAAAAAUCCAAUGUCUUGCAGGUGUAGCAAGACAAGUCGUUCUGUGCUCCAUUCUAUGCAUCACAAGUUCACAGUGAAACAGUUUUUUCUUGCGAUAACGUGAUACUGACUCGAGCAGAUGCGGAUCAUUGGCGACUGCUGCAAAAUUCGGGACCGGGAAUAUGACCUGCUCAAAUCGGUUACCAUCUCAAAUCGGUUACCAUAGAAUCUGAGAUUUGUCUUGCAUGAUGAACAUGACAGACUCGGACAGCAUUCCACUUUCUGCAAUAUAAAUUUCGCCAGAUGGUAGUGCGGACUGGGACUCCAGAACUUGUCACGCGCAAUACUAUGAGAGUUGGCUAGAAGAUCAUGCACUCUUGCGUCACAGAUUUCCAUAUUCUAUGGUAACCGAUUUGAGAUUGUAACAUCUGAGCGGGUUAUAGGGAAAACCGGGCGCUAGGCUACGUGUUGGUGGAGAAUUUGAUCGGGCGCAACAUUGCGCAGCGGCUGAUUGAGGUCAUCAAGCUCUACAAGCCGAUGACGCACGAGGCCCGGGUGCUGUCCUAUUCCAUCGAGGCGUUGCACUACUGCUUGCUCCUGAUGGAGUACCGGAAGAAAAAAACUGCCUCAGGCUCAACUUGUAAUGCAGAACUUCCGUGACGAGACAGUGUUUUCCCUUGCAUAUGAAGACGCAUCACAGAUUUUUCUCAUGCUAAGAGCAUUUUUUUGUCAUGCUGAAUAAACUGCAGCAAAAGUCAAGCGUUGAAGAAAUGAGACAGUUUUUUCGUACGAUAGGGAGGAGGUCACCGAUAAGGACACCAAGGAACCCAAGGUUUUUAUGGUGAUCAAGUACGGGAAUGUGCAGACCGAGAUGAAAAUCACGGAUUACACUAAAGCGCUGUGCGACUGGACCAUCAUCCAGAACCUGUUGACCAUGCUGGAGCGGUACCACCACACCAACGAGAUGCAGCUGUACUUCACCUGUAAAAUGCUGCGCAGGAUCAUCUCCGCGCACCCGAGUAACAUCGCGCUUUUUUUCAACCUGCGGUUCUUUGCCCGGAUGGAGAAGAUCAUAAAGUCGGACUUCGUGGUGGAGCGGCCGGAAAUGUUUCGCGACCUCCACCACCUGUUCAAGUUGAUACUGCACGAUAUGGGAGUGUCAGGAUCAAAAUCGUCAGAGUUGAAAUAAUUUGUGAUGCAUAAAAACGGAUACCAGUUGGCGCCUAGUUUUCAAGUGGCGCAUGACAAAUCUGGGCAGAGCUGAAAUCCAGUUUGUAACGCUGUUUGGUUAAGGAAGACGCCUUUUUUCAUGCUACUUCAGCAGCUCAAUUUCUACCCCUCAACAGGCUCACAGUCUGCAUCCAUUGCGUCCUCUGCAAUAGAGGCAAUUUUUGCGUUGCAUUUUAUGCAUCACAAACUAUUUCAACUUUCACGAAUUCGAUCCUGACGCUUCCAUACACGAGUUCCUAAAAUGCUACAAGGACAACAAACUCGCGAUCACCGAACUGCUGCUGAACCUGACCACGGGCCGCGAUGAGCUCAUAUCAAAUGUAAAAGUGUCUGGCUCUGGAAGAAUUGGAACUUGUGAUGCUAACUUUGGUCUCUGAAGAAAUCUGUACUGCAUGACCAGCAAGAGGAGUCUAGUUUGUGCUUCGCGGGGAGGGCGUUCGUCAUGCGGGGUAGGCAUCAGGAAGCCCUCUAAAAAUCUGUGAUGCUAGGUCGUGCAUUCAAGACAUCCUGGGUCAUGCAAAACAUGCAUGACAAGUCUCAGAAUCUUCCAGACCCAGACAUUUUUACAUUUGAUAGCUCACGGGGAGCUACGAAAACUGGGACGGGAUUCUGAAAAACUACGAGACCGCGGUGAUGAAGAAAAAGAUGGAGGACAUGGUGAUCAACAAAAAGACGUACGACGAAAUGAAGGCCGAACUGAAACAGGCGAAGUUAGAUUUGAAGCACAAUGAGCGAAAGUGGACGGAGGAGGAGGAGAAGGAGCUGAAGGAAAAGUAUUUGAAAUACAAGGACACGUCGAUGACGCAGCAGCAGUAUGAAUUGCAAAAGUAUCGUACUCGUAUAAAUGCAUUACAAAUUUCCUCAGCGUGAGAAAUAAAAUUUGCAAUGCAGAUCUGCCGUGGGAACAAGAUUUGUAAUGCAAGACUUGCAUUUAUACGAGUACGAUAGUUUUGCACAGGAUAAGCAGCUUCUCCACUCCAUCUACGGGGACAUGGACGUGGAAUAUCCUAUGUAAAAACAUGCCCACACCAGAGUCAAGAUGGGAAAUCUGCUAGACAAAUCAACCAGCUUUAGUUGUUUCGCAUGACAAAGAAAUUUGGCCCCGUAGUGUAGUCCUGUUUAGCUAGGAUCACAAAUCUAGCAUAUCGCGCUGAUUUGAGCAUCGCAAACUCCAAAACACGAAGGGCAAUAGCUUCGCAUGGGGCUCCGGAUCAGAAACAUUUUUGUCAUGCAGAUUUGCAUGACACAGACACUCUGGGGUGGGGAUGCUUUUACUCAGAAUAUGGAAGAGCUGAGCAUCACGAAAAAGGACAUCCGCCUGCGGCUGAUCGUAUGCAUUGCAAAAAUGUCUGGGUCUGGAAGAAUUAGUGUUUGUCAUGCUUGUCUGGCAUGACUCUUAAAUCUGUCAUGCACGUUACCCAAGAGCUGCGUUUUCCUGUGAUGCAGAAGUGCAGUUUGUCAUGCAGAAUAGGCAACAGGUAGGAGCUCAGAAACUUGUCAUGCUGCGCCAGCAUUUGUAGCCUCAUCAUGAGACGCUACCCAGCAUCACAAGUUCCCAGACCCAGACAUUUUUACAUUUGAUAGAUCGGGUUGAACUUGAUCGAUCCACCGAAAAAGCUCACGAUUGAAGAUCUAGCGGAAAAUAUGCAAGAAAAAAACUGUGUAAGUGUAAAUUUGUGUUGCAGAACAUGCAGCAGAGAUACACCUGUCAUGCCGGACAACCAUGCGGCCCUCGUUUCAUGUGUGUUUUCCCUUACAAGCCACGCAUGACAGAUUUUCUCUGUCAUGCAGAGCAAAUUUGUAAUGCCAUUCCUUCAAGAAAGUUACACUAACACAGUUUUUUUCUUGGAUAGAAAAAUGCGCGAGGUUUUAUUGGGAGCAAAAAUCCCUCCUCCCCAUAUUGAACACGCAUGUUUCCGAAAAUUUGUGUUGCUGAGUUGAGGUCACAAAUCACAUUUGUCUUGCAGGAAGGCGCAGCCAGGCUGUCCGCCACGUUACGCAGGCGGUUUGUAUUGCUGUAAGGCCUACAGGGUAGCCGUCUGCCAUCGACUAGGCGCCUACAUCAAAAGACCGCUGCCUUAGGCUUCCGGCCUGCGUUUAGUUCUCUACUGGAACACAAUUCCGAUUUGUGUACCCAAAGCCAGCAUCACUAAUUUCGUUUUGAUAUGGGGACGGGGGAUUUUUCCUGACAAUAGGUUUUUCUUCGGAACCACGGCGACGAUACGCGGGGUGAACAGUAGCCAGUCGAAUAUGUAUUGCAAAUAUGUCUGGGUCUGGAAACUUGUGAUGCAAGUCAGUGAACAAGAAUAGCUGAACUGUAAUGCGCAGCCAAGCAUGACAACAUUUUUCGUGCUUCUGUGCUGCGUAUUCCGCAUAAGAAGCAACUGCGUUUUUGCCUGACAGCCGACAGAGAGGCUGUUUCGAUGGACCUACACAAUACAGAGUGCAGAGUCGUGCCCGACUAGCAUGACGAAUCAGAUGCAAACUUCCAGACCCAGACAUUUUUGCACAGGAUAUCGAACAAAAAGGCGCAAUUCGAGUACCGGUGGCGCAUGCUGGAGAAAAUUCGGAAGAAGCUGAAGGAAGUGACACAGUUACAGACGCCGAUAACGUUCGACCAGGACUUUGCGAUGCAGGAGCCGGGCUUCCGAAACAGCUUCAUCGACGUAUAGCUUCACUCGAUUGCUCAUCUCGAUUUCUUGUGAUGCAGAGAACUUGAAAUGUUGCCUACGAUUUUCUUCUACAGCUCUGCCUCUGUUGUGAAUAGCAUGACAACAAAAUGAUCCUGCGCUGGCAGCGGGUACAAAAAUGCUACUUCUUCAUCGUGAUUAUAGAUUCACUCUGAUGUAGUCCUCUCUUCAUCUGAUGAUGUCUCCCACAGAUUCUCAAGUGCCUGAACGCUUCCCGCGUCACUGCGGGAAAGAUAUGAAAUGCAAACAUGUCUGGGUCUGGAAGAAUGCAGGAGUUUGUCAUGCAGAUUUUGCAUGACCCGUGAGGUCUGUGAUGCAUGCCCUAGCAUCAGAGAUUCUGCGAGGGCUUUCUAAUGCUCAAACCGCAUGAGAAAUGCCCUCCACGCGUAGCACAAAUUGAACCUCUUUUGCUGUUCAUGGAAUACAGAUUUUAUGUAGAAUCCAAAGGUAGCAGGACAAGUUGCCAUCUUCCAGACUCAGACAUAUUUGCAAUGCAUAAAAGAACAAGAAAAGCAACACGGCGGCGGUGGAAACGCAAGUGUAUCAAGUGCAAUUAUGUCUGGGUCUGGAAAAGUGCCAGACUUGUAAUGCAGAUUGCCAUGAGCCAUGACGUCUGGAAUGCAGGAACUAGUAUGACAAAUUCUACUGUGAGAUCUCUAUCAUGCCUGUCCUGCAUGAGAAACUCCCUCUCAAUUUGGUCAAAAGUGGCCGACGUUUUUUGGUAAUCAUGUAACACAGAUUUUUGCAGAAUGCAGACCUAGCAUGACAAGUUACACACUUCUUCCAGAUCCAGACAUAUUUGCAAUGCAUAAAGUGCAACUGGACACGAUGCAGGUGGAAGAUGACCUCCUGGAAGAUUCCACCAUCACGUUCAAGCUUCCGUUCAAAAAUUUGGAGGAAGCAAAAAAAAAUUUGCGGGAGCUCAACAAGCUGUUAACGUACGACGAGAAGGGGCUCCAGGGCUUCGCGGAUGAGAAGAUGGCGAAGAAGAUAAAGCAACAGGAGGAGCAGGAACAGAAGGGCAACAAGGCGAAGAUGAAAAGGAAGCGAAAGCUAUCCUAGGUAAAAACGUCCCCACACCAUAGUCAAGAAGGCAGGUUUGCAACAAAAAUCCCCAAGUUUUGGGAGUUCUGCAAGAGGACAAGUUGCCAUUUGCAGCGUAGUGCUGGCUAGCAAGGAAAGACGCAUGCAAAAGCCAUUUACUCAUUCUGUUUAUUGCAUUACAAAUGCCAAAACACUACUGGAAAUGCCUCUCAUGGAGAUACGCACUACAGAUGCUCCUGCGAUUGCGCAUUUGCAUGACAGCUCUGGGGUGGGGACGUUUUUACACAGGAUAAAAACCGCAGCGGGAAGAAUUCGAUGA